ACCCCCGGGCCCGCCGUCAUGGCCGACCCCAAGUACGCCGACCUGCCCGGCAUCGCCCGCAACGAGCCGGACGUGUACGAGACCAGCGACCUGCCCGAGGACGACCAGGCCGAAUUCGACGCGUUUGCACAAGAGCUGGAGGAGCUGACGAGCACCAGUGUGGAGCACAUCAUCGUCAACCCCAACGCCGCCUAUGACAAGUUCAAGGACAAGCGUGUGGGCACCAAGGGGCUCGAUUUCUCCGACCGCAUUGGCCAAACCAAGCGCACAGGCUAUGAGUCGGGCGAGUACGAGAUUCUCGGGGAAGGCUUGGGCCUGAAGGAGACACCCCAGCAGAAGUAUCAGCGCCUGCUACACGAGGUCCAGGAGCUGAGCAGUGAGGUGGAAAAGAUCCAGAGCACUGUCAAGGAGUCAGCGGCCGAGGAGAAGCUGACGCCUGUGGCCCUGGCCAAGCAGGUGGGCGCCCUCAAGCAGCAGCUGGUCUCCAGCCACCUUGAGAAGCUGCUGGGCCCAGAGGCUGCCAUCAACCUCACCGACCCUGAUGGCGCACUGGCCAAGCGCCUGCUCAUUCAGCUGGAAGCCUCCAAGAGCGCCAAGGCAGCAGGAAAGAGCCCAGCCAAGGGAGCGCCUGCCCCUGGGAACCUGGUCACCUACGAGCUGCACUCGCGGCCCGAACAGGACAAGUUCACUCAGGCUGCCAAGGUGGCAGAGCUAGAGAAGCGGCUGAGCGAGCUGGAAGCCACCGUGCGCUGUGAGCCAGAUGCCCAGAACCCCCUGACCGUCGGGCUCCAAGGAGCUAGCCUGAUGGUGAGUGAUGGGGCGGGGGGGGAUGAACCUGGGGAAAGGCAGGAGGGCACUAAGAGCUUCCCCCUACUUACUCCCGUCCCCCCCCACCAGGUGCACCAGCUACAUGAAGUGGUGCAGCGCUGGGGGCCACUAGCCAGUACCCUGCCCCAGGUGGUACAGCGCCUGUGUGCCCUCAAGGACCUGCAUGAGCAAGCCAUGCAGUUUGGGCAGCUGCUGGCACACUUGGACACUACCCAGCAGCUCAUCACUGGCUCCCUCAAGGACAACAGUGCUCUGCUGGCCCAGGUGCAGAAGACCAUGAAGGAGAACCUGGUGGCUGUGGAGGACAACUUUGCUGGCAUUGAUGCCCGCAUCCAUCAGCUUGCCAAGUGACCCCCCCCCUGCCCCAUAGCCACCCCUGCUGCAUGGGACACUGCCCCAGCCCCUCUUUUCCUGGGAGGGAACAGACCCCUUCACCCCAUGUAUGUUGACAGCCAUUAAAACAACUGUGCUCACCAGCCCUGCACCUUCUUUGUUGUGGGGGGGACUGAGGACAGCAGCUGAGGAACACACAGGAUAGUUAAUGGGGGGUGGGGGAUGGGACAGGACCUGCCCCAGGGCCAGGAGAUGAGAGAUAAGUAGGCCAGGGCAAAGAGGCAGCAGGAGCCUGGAUCCCUCUAUAUCCAUGUGCACUUACACACAGGCACACCAUGUGCAUGCAUGCAUGUAUCUGGGCACAUGUAUACAUGUGUAAGACCACUCCCCCCACCCCACUGUGCAUGUAUACAGGGGCACACACAUACACACCUGCCAGCACAUACAUGUGUGGGCACACAUCAGAGGCUUUUAAAUACAUAUUUUAAUACUUGGUACAAAAACGCAAAACCCCGAUGACCCCCAGGGAGGGGCCGGGGCUGGGACCUCAGCGACGCCAAAAUAAGUCCAUCUGUUAAAUUAAAGCCGUGCCAGGCCUGGCCGCGGCUACCCCCAGCCCCGGCUACCCCCGGCCCCGGGAAGGGUUUUUA
Molecule: messenger RNA, 1811 nt
Organism: Alligator sinensis (Chinese alligator)
Lineage: Eukaryota; Metazoa; Chordata; Crocodylia; Alligatoridae
Gene: DCTN2
Product: dynactin subunit 2
Exons: 14
Coding region: 19-1179 (386 amino acids)
Biological process (GO): mitotic spindle organization
Cellular component (GO): cytoplasm; dynactin complex; centrosome
Source: RefSeq, a predicted model, not a curated record